Messenger RNA from Cololabis saira (Pacific saury), 3141 nucleotides. It is a transcript of the gene angptl2b, whose product is annotated as angiopoietin-like 2b. The coding region runs from base 605 to 2239 and encodes 544 amino acids. Lineage: Eukaryota; Metazoa; Chordata; Actinopteri; Beloniformes; Belonidae. The record is from RefSeq and is a predicted model, not a curated record. The transcript has 5 exons.
GCUCUGCCUACCGAAAAACUGCUUGAGCAUUUUUCAUCAUUUGAAAACACCAAGGAGGGAGAGUGAGAGAGGUGCAGUUGAGAGAGACGGCCUCUUAGAGCUCUGAGGCAGAAGUGAUGGAUUCAGCCCACAGAAAAGUGACAGUCUUUUCCUAACAGGCCACAGGCAGAACACAACCUGCCCUGGACUCUACACCAUAUACCAGGAAAUUACCUCCACUGCCCAGCCUGGGAGCACCAGCUGACUCUGAACGCAAUUUAAGGACAAUUUCUGGCACAACUUACUCCAUGUUUGUUGAAAGCUUUCAUGGGAAGUUGAACUUCUUCUAGAGAAGUGACAGUUUUUUGUCGUUUUUUUUUUUUUAAUUACAGGCUUUAAAACCACUUCUUCUCCACUGCUGGAAUGGACUAACGUGACAAAAAAUAAGUGACUGGACAGACAGAGUGCAGAAAGAGACAGGACAACACAAGGGUGAAGCUUUCACAUUUGGGAUGACUUUGUACCAGAAGAUACUUCAAGCAGCUCUGGCAGGAGGGCAAGGCAACUAAGGGAGCCUUAUCAGCACGGUGCAGUUACCUAGAUUUGAAUACUUGGACACUAACUCAUGGAGGCCCCUUCAAUGGUCCUGCUGUGCGUACUUCUAGUUUAUGGACUAGUCUAUGGUGUCCAACUGACGCAGGGGAGUCUGAUGGACAGCAGCCAUGGCAGGGACAAGACUCAAGAAUUCGGUAGCAGUGAGGACACUCUGGAGAGAGAGUUUCUCUAUGCUGGAAGAAGCAAACGUGCUCCAGCGGACCCACCGCAGGACAAGUGCUCUUACACUUUCAUUGUGCCUCAGCAGAAAGUGACUGGAGCCAUCUGUGUCAACUCCAAGGAGCCAGAGGCUAUGCUGGGGAACCGGGUCAACAAGCAAGAGUUGGAGCUUUUGAAUGUGGAGCUGCAGAAGCAAAAGAGACAGAUUGAGACACUGCAGCAACUGGUGGAGGUGGAUGGAGGUAUCGUCAAUGAGGUCAAGCUUCUGAGGAAGGAGAGUCGAAACAUGAAUUCAAGAGUCACACAGCUCUACAUGCAGCUCCUCCAUGAAAUCAUCAGGAAGAGAGACAAUGCCCUCGAACUGGCCCAGAUGGAAAACAAGAUCCUGAAUCAAACCUCUGAGAUGCAGCAGCUCACCAGUCGAUACAAAGAUCUUGAGCACAAAUACCACCACUUAGCUUCUCUAGCAACAAACCAGUCAGCUGUGAUUGCCUUGUUGGAGGAGCAGUGCCAGAGUCGGCCUCCUCCGCGCCAUGUGCCUGUCCCGCAGCCCCAGCCGCAGCCGCGGCAUCAGCCUCAGCCGCAGCCUCAGCCUCAGCCGCAGCCGCAUCCACAGCCGCAGCCGCGGUCUCAUCCUCAGCCUCAGCCUCAGCCACCGGCACUUUCACCACCUCUCAACAAGCCCUACCAGCCUCCUGUCCCUCCACGCACAAACAAUCCAAUCAGCAAUGAAAUCCAGAGCGACCAAAAAUCUAUACUACCUCUUCUGCCAACAAUGCCUGCUGGGACACACAGCCCAUCCACCACGGACAAGCCCUCUGGCCCAUUCAGGGACUGUCUGCAGGCCCUGGAGGACGGACAUAGUGCCAGCGGCAUGUACUUGGUGAAACCAGAAAAUGCCAACCGCCUCAUGCAAGUGUGGUGUGACCAAAGACACGACCCAGGUGGCUGGACAGUGAUCCAGAGGAGGGUGGACGGCUCCGUCAACUUUUUCAGAAACUGGGAGACAUACAAGCAAGGAUUUGGCAACAUUGACGGCGAGUACUGGCUGGGCCUGGAAAAUAUCUACUGGCUGACAAACCAGGGGAACUACAAGCUGCUUGUCACGCUGGAGGACUGGUCUGGUAGGAAGGUAUUUGCAGAGUACGCCAGCUUCAGGGUGGAACCUGAAGCCGACUUCUACAGGCUGAGGGUGGGCCGUUACCAUGGCAAUGCCGGUGACUCCCUCACAUGGCAUAAUGGCAAACAAUUCACAACACUGGACAGAGAUCAUGAUGCAUAUACAGGAAACUGUGCCCACUACCAGAAGGGAGGCUGGUGGUACAACUCCUGUGCUCAUUCAAAUCUGAAUGGGGUUUGGUACAGAGGAGGACACUACCGCAGUCGCUACCAAGACGGCGUCUACUGGGCAGAGUUCAGAGGAGGAGCCUAUUCACUCAAGAAAGUAGUCAUGAUGAUCCGUCCCAACCCCAACACCUUCCACUAAUCCUACCAGGAAAACAUACUGUACUGUAUCUCUCACUAAACAAUGGUCUUUCCUUUUUAUUGUGUUUAUUUUCCUUCUCUUUUGUUUACGGAGUGGCACCCAACAGUCAGAUAUCAGAGAGAAAGAUGAUGCUGGAAGUGCAAUAUUUAGACAUCAGGGGCGAUUUAGCAAAUUUGUGUGUUGUUGUUGUGUGUGCGAUUGUUUUGCCCUUUUACAUAUAAGACAUGCAAAGAUGCACUCAUUGCUCAGGAGUUAUGAUAUGAAACACACUUUGGCAAACAAGAAGCUUAGGGGACUGUGCCCUCAUCUGAGGAAGAACGUAGCUCUGCAGUGGGAACCCUACAGCACAUCUUCAGUAAGUAACAAGCAAAUGAGGCUGACACAGGAAAUAUAUCCGGUGAUUAUCUUUUAAUUUCUGGCUAAAAACAUUUUUCAAUAGUUAUACUGUUUUUAUAUUCAGCCAUUUUCUCAAGUCUAGUAAUAUGUACAAUACAAAGUACUGCUAUUUUUUUUUUACUUUUCUUUUUUUUUUUUACACUAGAACAAAAUGCUUAAUAGAAAUAUUUGAUCUUACUAGCAGUUUCUUUAAAUAAUAAUAAUAAUUAUUAUUAUUAUAUUAAUAAUAAAAAGACAAGAAUCAACCUGCAACCAAAUUUUUAUGAGGUGCAUUUUCUCUCUCUCUUUUGUCUUUUUUUUCAAUACAUGUUUUGAAAUAGUGAAUUGCUUAACAGGUAUCCACUCAUUUGCUUGUAUGAAUCAAGCUCUGUAUUUACUGUAUAAAUUGAAUGGUUUGUUGAUGUCAAUAGAUCCAGUACAUCGCGUUUGUACAUAAGAUAUUUGUAAUAUAAUGUAUUAAAACUUUUUAUGCCAGUAUUAAGUUGCAAUAAAAUAUGUACAGCCUG